GAUUUACGUUAAUUGCGGAAUUACCUGCGCUCAUAAUCGUCGCUGAGUUAUACGUUUUAUUAGUCGUUAAUGAUCUUAGCCCGGGCACCUCUUCAUAUUGCUAAAGCAUCACGUGAGUAUAUGUUUAUUUCUGGCAGACGAACGAUCCAACGUCGCUAUUCUACAAUCCUUGACAAGCACUUGCCACAAUGGCAUCAGAAUUGAUUCAACCACUUUGUGUUUUUGGACAGAACGAGAACUAUUCUAGGGUAUCUAAGCACAGUGUGUCUCUUACCGCAUUCAUUAUCGGCGAUAGAUGAACAUUCGUCAGAACACGACAUGGAUUACGACAGAUCUUACAAUGGCAGCACAACGCCAUAGGAUCAUGCAACACUACCCCAUUCACCCCUUACCUUUGCAUCAGAAGCAGCCAGAAUCCCUCCAGCUCCGUGACUCCGUUACUAAUCCCACGGUAUAUGCUUUGUUCCUCGAGGACAAGGAUAUAUGAAUCUCACUAUCACAUCGCGGCGACUAGGUCUUUAUAAAUAAUGCGGUAACUGUACGCCCGCGGCUUCAAUGAUACCCGAAUCCUAGAACUACGGGGCGCUUGGAGUCCUUGGCUGUAGGUGACCAUAUAAUGAAUCCUUCAUAAAAAAGGUCUAGUGUAUCCACGGCCGUUCCGUAGUGGGGCAUAUAGUUUUGAUCGAGAUAUAUGUAUAUGGAUAAGCGCACGGCGCAGUAUAGCUAUUUCUACCGCUUUCAAGUCGAGUUCCUCUAUUCUCUAUACCAAACACAUACAUUUCUCAAAUCAACAAGAAACACAAUCAUGUCUUCCCCAGGACCUCUUUUCAUUGUCGGCACCGGUCCCAUGAUCGGAUCUCACAUCCCCCGCCUUUUCGCGACCCACACUUUCACACACAUUGCACUCUUUGCACGUUCUGAAUCUACCCUCUCUGCAUCACGCGACUUCAUUGCCGCCGCAGCUCCAUCAGCUAAAAUCCACACCUACUCAGCUGAUGUGAUCGAUACCUCCGGUCUAACAUCCGCUCUCCAGACUGCCGUCAAAGAAGUCGGGUCCCCAGAAGUAGUAGUCUACAAUGCGGCCCGUGUCAGCUACGGAAAUUUCGGCGAGUACAGCGAGGCCGACAUUGUCGAAGAUUUCAAGAUUCCAAACUUGGGAUUGUACACAACUGCAAAGGUGUUGCUUCCCGGUUUGCAAGCAUUAGCAAAGGAGAAACCGGAGUCUCAUCCUUCGCUUUUCGUCACCAGUUCGCCGAUUAUUUAUCAGCCUUUUGCACCUGUAUUUUCACUCAGUAUGGCAAAGGCUGCGCAGGCAAACUUGGUCAAGUUAUUGAUUGAGCAGACCAAGGAUGAGGUGCAUGUUGCUCUUGUUACAAUUGGAGGUCCAGUCAGCGAACAAGAGCCGGUCAAUAACCCAAAGCAUAUUGCUACCAAGUUUUGGGAGUUAUGGGAGCAGAAGAAGGGAAGCAGAGAUGUUGAGUUGUUGGUCCAGUAAGGAACAGUACGGCAAUUCUGUGUGUAUGGAUCAUAUCAAGGGCUUGAAAACAGAUUGCAUUGAGCUAGACAUUCUCAAUUUUAUGACACCAAUUCAUGAUAAUGUUAGCAUUUGAGCCAUCUUUUCAAUCAUGUUAUACGUGUUUUCCUCCAUUAUAUUUACAUAUAAAGUUGAGGUUUGGUGAAAGUCACUUAAUCCAUAGUUUUAUAAACUUCCAUUAAUUGCAAUAUUACCUUCCCCAGCUCCUCUGAAUUUUCAACCAUUUUUCUUACA
Molecule: messenger RNA, 1768 nt
Organism: Botrytis cinerea B05.10
Lineage: Eukaryota; Fungi; Ascomycota; Leotiomycetes; Helotiales; Sclerotiniaceae
Exons: 1
Coding region: 692-1495 (267 amino acids)
Source: RefSeq, a predicted model, not a curated record